AUCGGCGCCUAGAUGAGUCGUGUCAUCCCGCUCACAGCUGGGUCCGAUUUUCUCGCGCGACACGCGGAAGUGAUCCCCGUGCCGGAGUGCAUCACAUUCUCCCUUGUAUGUUCUCCGCGACAGUGGUGAGGCCUGAAGGUCGUCGUGAAUUCGCGAAUCGCGUUUAAAGUCGCCGGCGAACGGCGAGAAGUUGGCCGGCGAGUGACAGUGUGCCGACGGCGACGGAGCAACUUGGAUCAUCGGAAGUGAAGCGACGACAAAUCGCGCUAGGAUGAGAACAAGAAAACUCAAACGAAACAAUUCGUGUGGCUACUUGGACAGUAGCAGGAAGCUCGGUGAAAGCUCUAUCGCGCGUAAAACUUAGAGUCGCCGUAUGUCUUACUUUUCAUUAAGCGGUUCCACAACUCUCUACAUACCUGUCAUGCGUCUACGUUCCUUUCGAAAUAAAAAGUCCAAUUUUAUAUAAGAAGUGUGCAAGGAGUUACGACAAACGUAAAUUAAAAAAUAAAUUCUUUUACUCGGCUCCAUUCUUUUGAUUAUGUGUGCGUGUAAUGCGUUACCGUGCAUUAUCUUUUAAAAUGUGGCAACCCUAGUAAGACGUAAAGCCGCGUUGUGAUAACGAGUAUACGAGUUCGCGAGUACGAUACAUAAUUUUCAACGAAAAUGGUCCUCGACAAUCUCACCGUGAUGCCGGUCAUCGACGAGUUAGUGGACGACGUCCAGUCGAAUAACACCAAUAUGACGGAUUUUCCUGAUUACGACAUCAACGAUUCCUUCAAUCUUUUCGAUUGGACGGAACUGGCGCCUGUUGUGGUAAUCUACACCUUGACUUUCUUCCUCGGAUUAAUUGGAAACGUCAUUAUCAUCGGUUCAACCCUUUGUCGGCUUAGGCCGUUGCCGGCGACACCGACGAACGUCUUCCUGGGCGGCCUGGCCACGGCUGAUCUUCUGUUAAUUAUAUUCUGCAUACCCGUGAAGAUAGCGAAAUUGUUCUCCUACACGUGGACCAUGGGUAUCUUUCUAUGCAAGGCGGUGCAUUACAUGCAGAGUGUGUCGGCUAUCUGCUCGGUCGUCACCCUUACCGCGAUGUCGAUCGAGAGGUAUUACGCGAUAGUGCAUCCAAUGAGAGCGCAGUACAUGUGCACCAUAAGCCAAGCCCGUAGGAUCGUGAUCAUAACUUGGAUUGCGGCAUUUUUGUUGGGAAUACCAAUGAUGUUUACACAGACUCACAGGCAGGUCGGGAAAAGGUGGAUCGCCUAUUGGUGUGUUCGCGACUCCGAGACCGGACUUUUAUGGAAGGCCCACGAGGUCUAUAUGCUCGUCGUGGUCCUCGUGCUGCCGCUGAUCAUCAUGGCGUUCUGCUAUACGAGCAUCUGCUGGGAGAUCUGGCGCGUUAUGAAGCGCCGGUAUCAUAUGACGUCGCGACAUGCAUUAAAUCCAAACAGCGCGGAUACAGAAUCUAUUCCCAUGACGCAGCGACAGGGCGGAAACGAACGCAAACGCCGGAACGAGAAAGACGAAGAAUCACGGACCAUGAAGCAGGUGGUGAAGAUGCUAGUAGCGGUCGUGGUGCUGUUCACCAUUUGUUGGACGCCGUUACUCGUCGACAAUGUGCUGACCGCUUACGAAUAUCUGCCGCGCGUCAAGAGUGGAAUGCACAAGCAUCUCAACACCGCGUUCCAGCUGAUGGCCUAUUUUAACAGCUGUAUAAACCCGAUAGUUUACGGGUUUAUGUCGAAGCACUUCAGGGAGAACUUCAUGUCGGCUGCCUGCGGCGGGUGGUGGAUUUGCUGCCCUAGGAGAGGCUACCGGGCAUCUGUGACGAGGGACCCGAGUAUCAGCCAGACCAGGACCACCAGCGUAAGGUGGAUCCGAAACUCCUUCGGAGAGUCAAAGUCCCGAAACUCGAGCGACCCGCACGCCGUAGACCAUCCGUGACACGCUUGCGAGAUUCGCAAGUCCCCGGUAGGCGGGCGUGCCCCCGGCAGCGAGAGACCCUUCGAAAGCCUAUGUGCAUGUGUGCGACGAAUGUCCAGCUAGGGUAAGACGAAUGGAGCACGAUUCGAUCGAGAUGGACCUGAUUCUUUCUUCAUCCCCGGACCAGGCCGUCGAGGGAAGUCUCCGUCAGAUAGGAGACUCCCGACAGUAUGACACGAAUAAAGUCGGGAGAGGCCGCGAUUACGGGAUUUACAGAGGCGAAACACGCUGCCGCCGCCGGCACGAUCUUUCGACCACCUAUACGAACGGAUAGCGGCUGUUUCGAGAAGAUAGAAUAUUGCCGAUAGAACGCAAGUAAUAGAAGCUAUCGUGAGUUGACAGCGGGUUGAGGCUAUCCGCUGGGGGCUAUCUCGGUGGUAUAUAGGUAACGUAUAAGUUGCCAAACGGACUCAUAAUAUAUUUAUCCACCUCUUGUCGCACACCUUGUAACGACAGCGUUAUCACUCUCACUCGUCCUUCACUCUCGUGGGCGAGAUAAUUGGACAGGUUGAGUAAUUGGACAUUCGGACAAUUGGGUGUUUAACGUACGGUUAAAGCCGCGCUAGGUGGGCGGAUAAGGGUCAAGCGAGUGGGCAACCGCCGACACAUCCACGGUUGCCAUAUAUACAGUGUAAUAAAACUCGAGACUGGGCAGUGCACGUUUAGCCGCGUAUUUGAUUUUUAUCCAGUAUUGGCUAAACAUUGUUUUCAUGUUAACAAAAAAAAAUGUAGAAUUUGAUGACUGUUUAUCGGUAAAUAUCGCAUCAUACGCAUGGCACACGAAGCAAAGUGUCCCAAUUUCGAAGAGAAAUCGCUUCGACGAACGCUCCGCAAGUGUUUCAAUUUUUUGUUAAAGACGUAUUUUUUAAGUUUUGAACAUGUUUUAAACAAAUACAAAAAAAAAC
Temnothorax curvispinosus is the source of this 2882-nucleotide messenger RNA. Its product is annotated as QRFP-like peptide receptor. Bases 664 to 1938 code for a protein of 424 amino acids. Gene Ontology annotation, biological process: G protein-coupled receptor signaling pathway. The transcript has 11 exons. Gene Ontology annotation, cellular component: plasma membrane. The record is from RefSeq and is a predicted model, not a curated record. Lineage: Eukaryota; Metazoa; Arthropoda; Insecta; Hymenoptera; Formicidae. Gene Ontology annotation, molecular function: neuropeptide Y receptor activity; peptide binding.